Mesoplodon densirostris (Blainville's beaked whale) is the source of this 1233-nucleotide messenger RNA. It is a transcript of the gene SHD, whose product is annotated as Src homology 2 domain containing transforming protein D. Bases 1 to 1023 code for a protein of 340 amino acids. The record is from RefSeq and is a predicted model, not a curated record. Lineage: Eukaryota; Metazoa; Chordata; Mammalia; Artiodactyla; Ziphiidae. The transcript is spliced from 6 exons. Gene Ontology annotation, molecular function: phosphotyrosine residue binding.
AUGGCCAAGUGGCUACGAGACUACCUGAGCUUUGGCGGUCGGAGGCCCCCUCCGCAGCCGCCCACCCCCGACUACACGGACAGCGACAUCCUGCGGGCCUACCGGGAACAGAAGGAUUUGGACUUCGAGGACCCCUAUGAGGAUGCAGAUAGCCGCCUAGAGACCGACUCCGCGGGGCCCGGGGACUCCAAGGGCCCUGGAGACACCAAGUACGACUCUCCAAAGCACCGGCUCAUCAAGGUGGAGGCAGUCGACGUGGCCAGAGCCAAGGUCUUGCUGGGCAGCCCCCGGGAAGAGUUGGAAGUCGACACCGAGUACUCGGACCCCUUUGAUGCCCAGCCUCACCCGUCACCCCCAGAUGACGGCUACAUGGAGCCCUACGAUGCCCAGCGAGUCAUGAGCGAACUGCCAUACAGGAGGGUGCAGCUAUAUGACACUCCCUAUGAGGAGCAGGACCAAGAUCUGGGAGAUGGGCCUCCUUCAGGGUGGAAACCUCGGCAGAGCCGGCUGCCCCAGGAGGAUGAACGGCCAGCAGACGAGUAUGACCAGCCCUGGGAGUGGAAGAAAGACCACAUCUCCAAGGCGUUUGCAGUGCAGUUUGACGGUCCGGAGUGGGAAAGAACUUCAGGCUCAGCCAAGGAACUCCGGAGAGUCCCGCCCAGAAGCCCCCAGCCUGCAGAGCGCGUGGACCCGGCCCUGCCUCUGGAAAAACAGCCGUGGUUUCACGGCCCGCUGAGCCGGGCAGAUGCCGAGAACCUCCUGUCGCUCUGCAAGGAAGGCAGCUACCUCGUGCGGCUCAGCGAGACCAGCCCCCAGGACUGCUCCCUAUCCCUCAGGAGCAGCCAGGGCUUCCUGCAUCUGAAGUUUGCUCGGAUCCGAGAGAACCAGUUCGUGCUGGGUCAGUACAGCGGCCCCUUCCCCAGCGUGCCGGAGCUGGUGCUCCAUUAUAGCUCCCGCCCACUGCCCGUGCAGGGCGCUGAGCAUCUGGCCCUGCUGUACCCCGUGGUCUCACAGACCCCCUGACUGAACCUCAGCGCCCCCGCCCUGGGCUGUGAGGACCCAGAUCAGUGGCUGCAAACGGUGGAGGUCUUUCCAGUCCUGGGGAAGGCUGUAUGGAGAGACCCCCGUGCCCCUCCAGGCUCUGGGUCUUCAUCAGAGCCGCCCUGCUCAGCCUCCUUCUGGGUUCUACGGAUCAGAAUUGGGUCUCGAAGCCCUCCUCUGGCCUGGAAAAUA